Owenia fusiformis is the source of this 5110-nucleotide messenger RNA. The record is from the annotation of a GenBank genome assembly. NCBI's taxonomy places the organism in Eukaryota, Metazoa, Annelida, Polychaeta, Sabellida, Oweniidae.
CAAAUGUUAACAUAUCUCUUUCAAAUAUCCAAACAGACAUUCACUUCGUUAUGUUAUUCUGGUAUUUGUUAGCCCAUAGUUCAAAUAAUGUUUUAAAAAAUCUCAAGUUUUAAAUCUUUAAAUCUAUAAAAGUGCUUAGUGCAAGAACAUCAAAGGGCUAAAAAUACUGUAACUUGAUAUACCUGCUGGAUAUCAAUAACUGAAAGAAGGAGUUUUUGCAUCAAGAGCCAACACAACAAUGGAGAAACAUAUCAGAAAAUUGAUAGUGAUUAUGAUAAAUGAAAAAAAUAAAUGAAAAAUAUUAAUUAGUACUUAAUUCUGACAGUGACUCAAUUAUCAAACUAAACUAAAUAAGAGUAUUAUCAAUGCAGAACUCCAAGAUUAUAAGUACCACUUUUAAUGAAUUACAAAUAUAAGUGAUCAAUACUUGAUGUGUAUAAUGCCAAAGCUGUCAUUACAUAGGAUAGUACCAGUAUAAAUGUUAAACUGAAUACAAGUGGAACUAAGUUCAUAUACUGUAGUAGUAUCAUUCCUCUCAAGUAUAGUAUUGUAAAUAAGUUGCAUGGGGUAUACUACACUAAGCUGAUCAACUACAAAGGAACGGACAUCAUGUCACAAUUUAAGCCAGUUGAUCAGAUGGCGUUAGAUAAUCACGGAUCAUAUUUUAAACCAAUAGCUCAAGCAACAGAAAUUAGGGAUAAAGUCCAAUCCAAUCCUCCAUAUACAGAUAUUAAUGAACAUCCAUCCUGGGAUUAUUCAAAGCAGGGUUUUAUUACCUACAAACAGAUGUCAAAUUCACAACCGGUUGCUGGCAUCCCUGGGCAUAAGGAAUACAAAGUGAGUGAAAGGAUACAUACACAAGAUAAAGGUAUGAUUCAAAAGGACAAUAUGUCUCAUAAUGACUUGAAUCACCAGAAUAGUUCUGAACAAGAAAGGAUGACUGUGUUUCCUAACAAAACUUAUACCCAUAUGGUUCCACAUGGGAAAGAAGCUGAGGAAAUGUACUUUAAACGAAUGACUGCAGACUUGGUAAAACCAGCUGGAGAUCAGGCUUAUGAAUCAAAGAUGUAUCAGUACAAUCCAAACAAAUACAACCAAAUGCAAGACAAUCCACAAUGGAACAAUCUCUCUCGGCACAAUCCACAAAAACACAAUUUGCAACAACAGAAUCACCACCAAAUCAGUUCUAAAAGAGAUAAUCUACCACAUAGUGAGAUAAUGUACUAUGCUCUGCCAUAUACACUAAGACAUAUCCAGAAUGACACUGACCCUCUGUAUCACGGUCCAGCUGGUAAAACUGGAGAUCCAGCCACCAGAAAUAAGAGUCCUACAUUUUCUGAUUCCAACAGUCAAGGAAUUACACAAACUAUGAACCAAAUGAUUACACAUGACCCUUACCAAAAUGUAGCUUCAACACAACUUGACUCUACAUUAAAUGAAGUAAAGCCUGCUAUCGAAACAGACUUGACAAAGAAGAGUGGGGUCACCAAAGAAAUAAAGGAUCAUCCAACUGGAAAUGCAAAUUCAAUUAAUCCACAAUUGAGACCAAAUGGAAUGAAUCUACAACUAAGUGGAAAUGGCUUACCGUUAAAAUCAAAUUCAAAUGGAAUAAAGCCCGAAUCAGGUGUAAAUGAGAUAAAACCUCAGCCAGGCUCAAAUGCAAUAAAGCCACAACCAUGUGCAAAUGGGUUAAAACCUACAACUGCAAAUGCAAUCGAUGGCAAGAUGAUGAUCAGCAAGAGAAAAUCUCAAAUGGAUAUCUCAACAAUAAAAUAUGCUCACAUUAGUAAUGAAUGUGUUCGUUUGACUGACUUACUGCAGGACAUGGAUGGUGAGACAUUGAAACAAACAUUGCUAAAGUGCCUAUAUGACGGGGACAGAAAAUGUGUUAUAGCACUUGGUGUAUUAUUCCCACGUCAUGCCUCUGUACCUCCCCAGCAUGGUCAUUGCGUUAGGUGUCAUCGUAAGUUUAAACUGAACGAGGAGACACAUUGUAUAAUACGACACCCCACAUCAAAGGUAGAGAUACGUACCCAGGACAAGGAAGGGACAAACUUCAGAUGUAAAGCAUGUGGAGCAGACUUCAGACUUCAUAAAAUGGCAUUUUAUGAUGAGACAAUCAAUUCAUACAUGGCAGGGUUUUGUUUCAAUGGAAAACAUACAGUAAAUCCAAUGGAAGUGAGGUAUUCAAGUAAUAGUGCUAUAGCUACAUGUGAGGAAAAUGGAUGCAUACAAUCAAUAGUCUAAAUCAUACUCCUUUAACUUUUUACAAAUAAUUUUGUUCCAGAUUGAAGAAUUAAAGGCAGAAUUAGAACAACCAUUCCAAAAAAUUGUUUUGAUUUUCCAAGAUGAACCUAUCUCUAUGUUAAAAAAAUGAACCUCUAAGAGUUCUAUGAAAAAUUAACUACUAGUAUCAUUGUAUGAUAUGUUCUUUAGUGAAUUCUAGAAUAUUCCCCGCUCGCUCUCAUUCCUUUUCAAGUCUUUAAUGCAAAAUUCGAACAUGACUGUAUUCACGCCUUCUAAUAAACUCUGAACAAAGUCAACAUUUCACACGGGGUAUAUUCACAAACAAAACCCCUGGUAAUACGUGUAAUGUGUGACGUCAUAACGGCCUCAGACCUCAGAGCAGGGGUAAUAUUGUUGAAUACACCCCUUGGGGCUAGGCACAAAAGCUUUCGAACCCCUCACUCCCUUCGGUCAUUUGGAGUACAGAAAACGUUUGUGCCUAGCCCUGCGGGGUGUAUUCGACAAUAUUACCCCUGCUCUUCAGUCUAUAUUUUUCUUAAAUCAAACUUACUUCAAGAAAAAGUAAUUGUUUACAUUUAUGUUCAAUUUCUAUGAAUUUAUUUUUCCAAAUCUUACUAGUAAUUUUAAGUAACUUAACAAUUUGAUGAGAUAUCAAUGAUAUUUUGGGAUCCAUUUAUGGUGGUAAGGAAUACAUUUGGUAGGGCAAUUAUAAAUGCUAUUGCAAUUUACCACAACCGUAUCUCUUAUUCUGCCUUCAACAUACAUAAAAUCAGCAUACUUUAGAAACUAUCUGAAUGACUUGAAAUUAUUUUGCUGGGAUCAAGACAUUGAGGACUAGAUAUUCUUUAAUCAGAUCAAAACACCAAGUUUGAAAAAUGUAGACAUAAUUUUAGGCAGGACAAUGCCUAGAUAUGUCCUUAUAAAAGUGAUGCUUUUUUAAUAGAAUACUUCUUGCAAAUCCAAUUUUGAAUUUUGGAUAAGAAGUAGCCUUUCAGAGAUAUUUUGAUGGAAUACUGAAUUUCAAAAUUUUCUCUCAUGUCUUAUAUGGAAAACAAGGCAUACGUGAUUUGAUAUCAAAUUCAUUUCUAUACCUAUCUCUUAUUCUAACCAAUCACAGCUGUAUGAUGGGAGGCUCACAUAGACUAAGCUGCAUUUCAGCAUUGUCUCUGGUUUAUUAGCACACAAAUGGAAACAAAUCAUAUUCAAUUAUAUUUUACAUGUCUUUAUUACAUGUUUAAUACUAGUAUGUACAAUUUCAGUAUUUUUCAUUCAUGUCUUUUUUAUAAAAUAUACAGAGAAAAUAUAUCAGAAAAUGAACUUCCUAUCAGAUUUGAAUCAUGAUUUUUUGGCAAUGUACACUGUAGUAUUUACAAUCGCAAAAAAAUAAUAAAUAUAUACAAACAAAUACAAAUGCUUUACAAUGUUUGCAGUAGAAUUAGUAACUUGAUUCAAAUGUAGCAUUUCUUUCACAAAGCUGUGUUACCUAGCUGGGAAGCUAUUCAAUACAAGAUAUGUGUUCAAAAUAUCAUAAUAAAAAUAUCAACACACCUUUCCAUUCAUUAAGAAAAAUAUCUGUUAUCAACUGCAACAUUGUCACUGCAUAAUGGGUUUGUUCUAUUUACAUUAGUAAGAAAAAAGUUCUGAUGAAACUAACGAACAUGGACAUUAAGCACUGAAAUCCUGAUUUCCAUUUUUGGUACUCUUUGUACCACAUAUUUUAUACGAUGUCUUGAUCAAUGUUCCUACAUUAACAUACAUGUUAUAUGUUGAAUACCCGCACAGUCAAUUUCCACAAUGUCACUCUCUUUGUUUAUCGGUCAUCCUCCAAGACAUAAUUUGGAUGUACAACAAGUAUUGGGUCGACCUCAUCAAUGAUAUCUCCCUCGUCAUGCUUGCUGCGACCUUUCAGACCUGUUUGCUUCAACUCUAUUAUAACGUUGUCCUGGAAUAAAGUAAAUGGUAAAAUUAACAAGGCAUUAUAUGCAAAAUGUCACCACCUGCCAUAUGUUACAGACACUGACCACCAUCCACAAUCCGCUGCAUGCCAAACACUGUCCACAAAACUUGAGGUGGUGACCAAGGAGGAUUGGCUCCCGGGAUCGAAACUCGAUAUUUUCCAACAAUUAAAAUGUUGAAAUGUCAUUAUUUUCUGAAAUUAUAACCGACUAUAAAUUCAAAAUAAAUAGUUCAAAAGAUUCUCACCAAUAUCUCGAUCACUUCUUGUGAGUUUUGGAAUUUUUCAUUAGGAAAUAAUAACAAAAUUCACGAUUCAAAUGUUGAAGUGAACAAAAUGGCGGUGGUUUCAAUUCGAAUUUUGUAUCACGACAUGGGACAGGAUAUCGAUGUAGCACUAUGGGAGCCAAUCCUCCUUGGGUGGUGACAUAAAAAUCAAUUCUCCGAAUAGAACUUACAGUGAACAGAAGUUUGCAAGACAGUAUUUUCUUGAUGUCAUUUAAUUGGGAUUUCAAUGUUCAUGAAUCAAAUUGCAAUCAUUUUAUCAAAACAUCCUCAUGCUCAUUGCUCAUGGACAUUCUUAUUUCAUUUAAAAGAUUUAAUAUUUUAUCACAUAUAUUUGCAUUUUAUAAAUAGUUUAAACUUUGAAAUCUCCCAAAUUUGAUCAGUUUUUCAGAAAAAAGUAAAAAGCCUGAAGAGGUCUAUUAACUCACAGCAUUAAUAAGUCUAUAUAUAACUUUUUCCACCAGAGUUUUCUUCUCAAUAAGUUCAUCUUCAGAAUCGAUGGUCCCUGAUAUUUCAGUGAGGUACCAGUUGACAAGAUCACUGCGCUUCAUACCAGAGUCAUCAGAAUCUACAAGCAAACAAUAAUUCACAAUACAUAGUCAGAAAGUUCCUCAGUUAUAACACA